Molecule: messenger RNA, 1924 nt
Organism: Paramacrobiotus metropolitanus
Lineage: Eukaryota; Metazoa; Tardigrada; Eutardigrada; Parachela; Macrobiotidae
Product: cytochrome P450 2J3-like
Exons: 6
Coding region: 152-1672 (506 amino acids)
Molecular function (GO): iron ion binding; oxidoreductase activity, acting on paired donors, with incorporation or reduction of molecular oxygen; heme binding
Source: RefSeq, a predicted model, not a curated record
UGCUGAGAUAAGUUGUUCUUUUCUCUAGUGCAGUGGGUCAGCAUCAGACCUAGUUUUGUCUCGUCUUCGCCGCUCGGAUUUACUUAUUUCGUGAUAAGAUUGUUUCAUUUUUGCAUGCACAAGUAACUGGGCAAUUUCUGCGUUUAACUUGAUGAUUAAUAUGGAGACCUUUACGUAUGCAUUAUGGUCGGGACCGUUAGCGUACAUGCCGGCUGAUUAUCAGUGUGCCGUGAUUGCAUUCGCUGUUGUGUUGUUAGGAUUGUUAUGGUAUCUGAGACGCGCCAAGAAAAAUCUUCCUCCUUCACCACUCCAGUUUCCUAUAAUCGGUUGCCUACCGUUUCUGGAUGCACUGCCGCAUGUGUCGUUUACAAAAUGGGCCAAGAAAUUCGGAAAGAUCUUCAGCUGCCGGCUGGGCGGUAAUAUGGUCAUCGUGCUGAACGAUGCUGACCUAAUACGUGAGGCGUUUUCCAAGCCGGUCUUCAACGGACGUCCGCAUAUGUACACCGCACAAGUUACCAGCAAAGGCAUGGGAAUAUCAUUCGCAUCUGACGAGACAUGGCCGGUGCAUCGCCGGUUUGCAUUUAAAACCUUCAAAACACUGGGAGUGGGCAAAGGCCAGUUCGAAGGGCAAGUUGCCGAAGAAACUGAGCGCCUAGUGAAGAGCAUUGCCUCCACCAACGGCAUGCCCUUUGACAACAAGACCUUUCUGCAGACGGCGGUGGGGAAUGUGCUGUGCGGUGUGCUUUUCGGGAUGCGCUACGAUGCAGAGAAUCGUGCUACGUGCACCUUCUACGACAACAUGAACGCCGUCUUCCAGUUCUUCGGCACAGCCGGCGCACUGAACAUUUUCCCGUUUCUACGCAUCAUCCCCACGAUCCGGUACAGUUUCUCCAAAGUGGUCGAUGCGCUGGAGGGAGCAGCGCAGUACAUUGCGGAGUUCAUCAAAAACCAAGAAGACUGCUGGGAUUCAUCGGUAAUUGCCGAUUUCACGGAUGCCUUCAUCAAGGCCAGAAAGGACGAGAAGACGCGACUAGGUCGAUCAGUGCUUUUUACCGAUCAGCAAUACAUCGGGGCUGCACGAGAACUGUUUCUUACGGGGUACGACACUACUACUUCAACUUUAAGAUGGGCUUUUCUGUACAUUGCGCGAGACCAAGCAGCACAAGCCAAAAUCCAGCAAGAGCUGGAUGAAGUGGUCGGGAAGGCGCGCUAUCCCAAUUACGCCGAUCUGGCCAGAUUGCCCUAUACCCAGGCUGCUCUGUUUGAAUCUCAACGGCUGAGCUCCAUCGGUCCGCUUGGCAUACCGCAUCGCAGUGUGGAGGAAACCGAGCUGUGUGGCUACACUAUCCCCAAAGACGCAUGGAUUUUUACCAAUUUAUGGCAUAUUCAUCGUAAUGAAGCCAUUUGGAGCCAACCGGACGAAUUCCAUCCGGACAGAUUUCUCGAUGCUACCGGCACGUCGCUAGUUAUUCCAAAGGAUUUUAUCCCCUUUUCAACUGGGAAACGGUCUUGUCCUGGGGAAUCAAUAGCCAAAAUGCAGCUGUUCUUAAUAUUUGCCACGGUACUGCAGCAGUUCUCGCUGGAGCUCGAGGGCGAAUGCAGUCUGGAACCGCAUUCGAAUGGAAUAACAUUAGAUACGCACGAUUAUUUACUACGCGCCACAGCCCGAUAAAUGACAAUUCAUCUGUCGCGACCUGUCGACGGCAGACUGGCAGCCAUUGCCGACAACUGUAGUUCCUAGACGCACAAUUGUUCCCUAAAGAUGCCUGUCACGAUGCAUAAUCGGACAGUUAAAGAAGUAUUUGUUGUCAGAAUGGGAAGUCGUUACGGGUUUCUAUUUAUUACUGUAAUCUCAUGUACUCCGCUGGAAUGCUCCGCACGUGAAUGUGUCUACUACGAAAACAAUGCUGGCUUGAUUACAUUA